Molecule: messenger RNA, 22159 nt
Organism: Podarcis lilfordi (Lilford's wall lizard)
Lineage: Eukaryota; Metazoa; Chordata; Lepidosauria; Squamata; Lacertidae
Source: the annotation of a GenBank genome assembly
GGACACUUUGGCAUGAGGGGACGGGGGCCGAGCAUUUCUUUCGCCCCUCAGUCGCUCGACGGGCCGCCGACGCCUCCGCGCUCGCCAUGAUGAUGGAGUCGCUGCGCGUGCAGCGGCUGCAGCCGGGCGUCGGGGGCACGCUGCGCUCGCUGCGGCCUGGCGUGACGGCGGGAGCGUCCCUGGCGGUUGCCUCUGCUCCCCCGCCGCCGCUGCCGCCGCCCCCGCCGCCGCUCGGGCUGUCGCUCACCCUGGGGCCUCCCCCGCCGCCGCCGCCCCCGCUGCCGCCUCUCCCGCCGUCGCUCUUGCCGGGCGUGACAGCCGGAUCCAGCCCCCCGGGAGCCGCGGCGACGGGUCCGCCCGCCGUGCUGAGGGAGGCCGUCGAGGCCGUCGUCAGGAGCUUCGCCAAGCACACGCAAGGCUACGGCCGCGGUGAGGAUGAAGGGCUGCCUCGGCCACCGUUAUCUGCUUUUCUCCUCUGGGCGUGUGCAGAGUGCCUGCCUCACCCAUCCAGGCUCGCAUAGUGGGAGCUGUUACCGUGUCAUAAGCUUAGCUUAGCCUACCUGGCAGAGUUGUUUUGUUGUUGUAAGGAUAAAGGCGGCGGGGAAGAGCCUUACAGAAGGCCCAGAGUUUCUAGGAGGAAAAGUGGGGUGAAAAAUGUAAGGAACGAGGUCCAAUGUAUCCCUGAGGGAAAAUGGUCCCGCCUUCCUAUUAGCCAGCUGUUUAAAAAAGACUGUAGUAAGCAUGUGGAGUGGUCCUGUCUCUUCUGAUGGACAGCUUUUUAGAAGCGAGGGCCGAAGCAUGUGCAGAAUUCAGUUGCCUUCUCUUAACCGCAGCCUGCCUUGCAGUGCUGUUGUGACAUCAGGCAGAAAACUUCAUUGCACUCAUUUUGGUGCCUGCUAUCUGACAACUAUCUGACUUUUAGGAGACAUCUGAACGCAGCCCUUUAGGGAAGUUUUUGACGUAUGAGGUUUUAUUGUGUUUUUAAUAUUCUGUUGGGAGCUGCACAAAGUGGCUGGGAAAACCCCAUCAGGCGGGGUAUAAAUAAUAAAUUAUCAUUAUUAUCAUUAAAAAUGAUUUUGUUUAUAGUCAUUCUUUAUUAUUAUUAUAGAUUCCAUUUAUAUACUGCCCUUCAUCCGUAGAUCUCGGGGUGGUUCACAGCAUAAAAAGUUUAGAUAAGCCUAUUUAGAUAUGUAGGAAUGUUGAUGUGUAUUUUAAUCUCUUUUUGGUUUAUUGUUUGUUUGUUAUUUUUUAGCAUUUUAAAUAGCUGAUAAUUUGGUGUGUUUUUCUGUAAACUGCUUUGCAGGUUAUUGCUUUCUUUUUAAACCAAUCAAGCAGUGUACAAAUUUUAUGAAACAAAAAAUAAGUAAAGCAGAACAAGGGAGAAGACUUGCAGAAUACCUAGAGCUUCUUAGAGGAAAAGUGAGAUAGAAAUGUAAGAAAUGAAGUCAAAAUGCCUCUGAGCAAAAAAUUGACUUGACUUUUUACUAGUCAGCUGUUUACAUUUAAAAGGUGAGCUGAGUGUCUUUCUUUGGUGACAAGCAACUGACUACUGGAGGAAAAUUGUCCUGUGGAUUUCAGUAAGGGAGUGUUGUGGUCUGGUGAACUGGGGAGCCCCAGUGGUGUGGAUUCUUGAGUCGGGGGAUCUUGGAGAGGGAAGACAGUAAUUGGGGGGUGUUGGUACAGGUGUUGUGCACCUGCAGUUCUGGGUAGAGACGCCCUCUUCUUCCCAUCUCCAGCCCUUGAUUGCUUGCUAAGAUUGCUUGCUUCCCGCUGAUAAUUUUAUUUGUUCAUUGAUUUAUUUUAAGUAUGGAUGUUAGCAUUUUUGGCUUCUAACUAUUUGAAGUAAAAAUAAGCUAUUUAAAUCCUACACAUCUGAAGCAACCAUUGUUUCUUCUGUAGCCUAAUGUGUUAUGUGGCUUAUGUUAAGUACCGUAAUUUUUGCUCUAUAAGACUCACUUUUUCCCUCCUAAAAAGUAAGGGGAAAUGUGUGUGCGUCUUAUGGAGCGAAUGCAGGCUGUGCAGCUAUCACAGAAGCCAAAACAGCAAAUGGGAUUGCUGCUUUCACUGCGCAGCGAUCCCUCUUGCUGUUCUGGUUUCUGAGAUUCAGAAUAUUUUUUUUCUUGUUUUCCUCCUCCAAAAACUAGGUGCGUCUUGUGGUCUGGUGCGUCUUAUAGAGCGAAAAAUACGGUACACCCAUAGGGUAGAUGUCUAGAAUGUUUGUUUUCAGCUAAUGUUAAAUGAAGGGGUCUUCCCCCGCCCUGAGAAAGUUUCCCAUCAAUAAUGGCGAAUCCUGUUCCCUCCCAUCCUUUUUUUCAGAUUGGCUGUAUUUUUUAGCAAUGUUUUGUCCCUGUUUUUGCAUGAAAUGGGGCCCAGGUUCUUCUUGUCUGUUUUGGGAAAUGUUUUCUAGCCUGCUACAAUUUUUAUGUUCUGGGAUAGUACAGAAGGCCCUAAUUGUGAACAUAUUCCAGGGUAGCCUCAAAAUGGGCCAAUUUCAAGAGCUGUUUGGUUGGCUUAUGAAAUGUAGGAAAGGAGCAGUUAAAAUGAGUUUUUGCAAACAUCUAUGUGGAAAAAUGUUGUCCUCUGCUCCAAAUGGGGAGACUUUGUGGCCACUUGGGGUGUCAGAUGUUGGCCUACAGCAGCAGCAGGCCCAGUAGAUGCCGCCUUGCAGGUUCUAAGCAGCGAAUGCUUGGCAGGCAGUCUGUGACUUAAACACAACACUGCUUUCCUGGCUCUGAAAGGCUUUGAGGCCAUGUGGAAUCAUUUAUUCUUUCCUAUUUAAUAUGCAAGUCAGAUGUGCUGUCAUACACAAGGUAGGGACUAGAGUAUGUGAUCCAAGGCCAUAAACAGUGGAUAUAAAUAACAGCCAGUGGUCUGACUGUAAACGUCCUCACUCUCAGGUAGGAAAUGUAAAAAUGAACUGCUGCUUUUCGUACUUGUUGAGGUCUUUGAAAUAUAAUUUCUUUCAGUGAAAUGCAAUGAAAGGGGGUUUUGAACAAUCACUCUGGGCAGCCCCAGUCAGCACAGUUGUAGUCCGAAAGUUCUGGAGGGCAAGGGUAAUAGAGGGGUAGGUUUUUAUGGAUGUGCUGAGGUUUCCCGUUUAAGAUUGGCAUUGCUUUUGCUGCUGAACUGCAGUCCCCCACCUGUAAGAUGUGGCAUUUCUGUAUUCUCAACAGGGCAUCCAACGUACAUUAGGGCAUGGCAGGUUCGUAAGGUAACCCUAGCCCAAACCAUUCAGGGCUUUAAAGGUUGUUAGGAGUUCAAUGAACUGGACCUAGAAAUACAUUGCUAUACAGAGCAAAUGGUACAGCAUCGGUGUUACAACUUCAAACUGCCUGGCUCCAACCAAUGAUUGCAUUGUGUACUGGUUGAAUUUUCUGUUUUUUCUUCAAAUGCAUUUCUAUGUAGAGCACUUGGUGUCCCUAGUACAGUACAUGGAUAACUCAGUCUGCUCUUUCCAGAAAGCAAGAGCAUUUGAAAUACUGGAGGAAGUAAAUUAGGGGUGUGUGUGAAAGAGGUCUCUAUUUGUCCUCUCCUCUCCCUCUUCAGAGAGAAUGUGAGAAUGGAUAGCAAUCUGAUUGGGCUUUAUAAAUGAUAUUAAGCCUAAAAGAGGAUCUCUUUAUGAGAAUAGUUUGGGAAGAAAAAAGAGGGAGUUGGGCAAAUUCAUAGUCACACUAGCUGUUUGUAUUUAUGGAGUGGGUUCUCAUUUCAAUUAACAUAAACCUAGGUUUCUUUUUACUAUGCAAAUCUGCGUAGGCUUUGUGUUUUGUUUUGUUUUGACUUUCUUUUUUCCCCUUUUUUGCUGCUCAGUAAAUUCCAGUCUUAUAAAAAACCAGCUGGUAUUAAUAUGGUACAUGGAUGCUGAUUGAGAAUAGCAUUCUGUUAGACCCAAGUAUUUGUGAACCCUGGCGUUGAAAUGUCUGAUACUACUUCUGAACCAGCAGUUAAGGAGAUUCGUGUAGCAUACUUGCUUUACUUAGCAUAUUGCCUCUAGCUUUUCCUUCAGCUCACAAGUAAUUGUUCUCUCUUCAAUCAUUUCCCUAUAUUCUGAAGGACUACAUACACAGUCUUCAGAUUACCUGUGUAUACAUAAGCAUAGUAUUGUAUAAAUUAGCUUGUAGAAGUUGGGAAGACAUCCUAGAGCAGUAGCUCAUACUGUUUAUAUGUGCUCCAAGCCUGAGGUAGAACUGAAGUAACAACUUUCUCCCGAGGACCAAAGACAACUGUGUAAAACCAACUGUAAAAACUAGUGUGGACAGUGGCUCCUGUUGUAAUCUUUAAGCACACUUCCAUUCUAACAUAAGCCAGCUUCAUUUCCACAGUGCUUUGGACAGCAUUGCUUUUCCAUAGUCUUGUUGGAGCCAGUAAGCAGCCUCUGGAAAGCUGUUCUUCGUUAAGCUUUUUAUCUCCUAUGCGGUGUUUGCAUACUUUGAGGAAAGGCUCAGCCAAUUCUUCAUGGAAACCUGGACAUCUUAGACAUCAUUGCUUGCUUUUUCAAAUGUUUCUAGCCAAAAUAAUUAUUUUAUUUUUCCUUGGGCUUUUCCGUCUUCCUUUUAAAAUCAGAACCUCUAGGCUGCAUUUAUUUAAAAUACGAGUUGGUAGAGUGGUCUAGGAGAAGCAUUACAGCUUACACACAGUUUUUGUCUUCUUUCAAGAUGUCACAUUAAUGGGGUUCUUAAGAAUGCUGGUGACCAAGAAAGCAUUGGCCCUUAGAUAUUGCAGAAUGAAUUCCAUCUUCAUAGUGGAUUGAUAUAUUUUGACAGAUUGAAAAGUAUCUCUUCGGUAAUUAAUCUGUGAUGUGCAGUAUUGCCACAAACACUCUCGCUCUCUCAGAUCAUAUUCACUUUUAAACAAUAAAUUUAAAACAAUAGCACUGCUGUUUCUACAUAUUAUAUUAAAAUGCAAAACAGGACUUUGUUUCUAAGCUCAUGCAUUUUUGCAAUCUUAAAUAUGAAACUAUUUUGUUGUAUUUUUUCUAACCAAAAUAUUCAUACUAUUUGUGCUUAGACUGCUAAUGCUGGUUUCCAUCUUCUAGGGAAGUACUAAUUUUAGUCAAGGAGUGCGGCUGCUUAGCAUAAUUAUCCACUGUCUGGCCUCAUGCUUCUUUCACAAACAUAACACUUUGCAAUACAAAGGGGACAGUGUGUAAUGGAAUCUUGUCUGGGCUGAGAAUAGAACACCCAUGCUCUGGCUACAAAAUACCAUUUUCGCUGCUUUCAAACAUCGCAAACAGACACAAACCGGUUGGUUGCUUUCUUGACACAUGAUGAAUUGAUAUUGUGUCAUGAAGAUUCUAGAUAAAUAAUGUAGGGGUUUAGUGGGAUAAGAGGGCAAGCUAAUGGCCAUUUCUGAGAGAACAAACACAUGCAGACAAUUCUUAGAAGCAUAGUGAGCAGUAUUACUAAAGACUAUUCACUCUGUUUGGCCAUAGCCAUUUCCACACUGAGCUAGAAUGCUAUUGUUUCAUUUGGUGUGUAUUACUGGGUAGACCCAUUGCAAUUAAUGAACCUAAGUUAGUCAUAUCUGUUGGUAUACUCUGAGUAGGACUAGCACUGAAUACCACCCAUAUACUCUAGAGGUAUGCUUUUUCACUUAAUCUCACACUGCAUACAUGGGAGUGGGGACAUUACAGUGCAAUGUACAUCCUUCUGUCCAUGGGUGACUUAUGCCAUCUGUGGGCACCAGAUUAUCCAACUGUUGAUUUCAAGCAUCAUAACAUAAAUCUAGAGUGUUUCUUUACCACAGAGCUAUUUAGUUCAGCUGAUGGGCUGUUUUUAACAGUUAAAUUGACCCAGCUCUGAAAUUUUCUCUCCCAGUUUUUGAUGCAUGAGUAAAGCUGCCCUUUGAAAAUAACAGUUGGGCUUUGGUAAGUGACCUGGGUGUGUGUGCAUAUUUUAUGUGUCACCCAGGGUAGAAUCUGCUUUAGGGGAAUUAUUUCGAUUGAAUUUUUUUGAGCAAGCAAAUAAAAGGCAUAGUAACGUAAAACUGCUAAUAUAUUUGAUUGUGCAUUAUGGGUUCGGUUGCUCUGUGAUAGCUUGACAAACUACUACAGAAGAAGACUUUAGGUCUCCUUCGGAAUGAAAGUGCAUGUUUGACAUUAGUAAAAAUAAAUUUUGCUUGCCCACAUUUGAAUUCCAGGCAUUCAAUGGUUUCCCAUACAGCAUACUGCACAGAUUGUCUAUGGUUUCCUGUGAGUUCCUUUCAUUAGUAACUGCUGUGUUUGUUUGUUUGUGUGUGUGUGUGUGUGAGUGUGCAUGCACAUGUGUAUAAAGGAAACCCCAAAUUUGAAAAAUCUCCAUUAAUAGUCAUUCCUCAUAAUCUUGCUGAAACUAUUUUAGCAACAUACGCAUCUAUUAUUUCUCUUCUUCCUAGAGCUAAUCAAGCUAAUUCACAUUAAUAUGAAAAUUCUUUUUCUUUGCAGUAGAUUUGCAUGGAGAAGAGAGAUGAUGGUGGUUCUGAAAAAUCUAGAUUUGAUGCACCCCACUUAAUCAAUUUCUGUUGCUCCUUGCACUUCCACAAAUCAUGGUGUCCAUCUGGAUUGCCUAGAUAGGGUGGGCUGGAAGACACCGUUUUGCAAUUGUUCCAGUCCAUCCUGGAGGGUAGAGCUUCAAAGAUGCUAUUGGAAUUUGACUACUCAACUUCAUCAGCGUUGGCUAGUGAGGUCUGCAGUGUUCUACCUCCAUCCUCUGUUUUGCUUAGCAUCUAAAUGCAGCUACUGUACUUGGAGAAGUUGUCUGGAGAAGUGGGAUUGAGUGCCAUCAAUAUGCUGAUGACAAGCACCAGUUACUGUACAUUAAAUUCUGGGGAGGCAAUAGAAGUCCUGAAUGAGCUUGAUGAAAGACUGGAUGUGGGUGAACAAGCUGAUACUGAAUUGAAAUAAGGCAAAAGUAUCUCUAAUUAUCUGAAAAGCUGAUUUGGGGUUAGGCAUCUAGCUUCUGUUAGAGCUGAUAGCACUCUGCUUGAAAAGCCAGGUUUAUGCGUGCUUGUGCUCUUGAUCCUAGUAUUGCUCCUUGGUACCCAGAUGGUAGCUAUGGACUUAAAUGGUUUUGUAUAGCUGAGUCCUGUGUACCAGCUGCAUCUUUUGCUGAGCAAGGCAGAUUUACCUUUUAUAAAACAUGUCCUAGUAAUGUGAAUCAACCUUGAAUUUAUCAAAAAAGAUAGGUCAUAGCAUUUUAUUAAAAAAAUCUAAAAUAAGUUGGAUCAUUGUAAUGUGCUCUUCUUAGAGCUGCGCUUUGAAAAGAUCACAUUCGGUAAAUUUUAACGGGUGCACAUUGUGGCAGAGUUGUGACCAAAACAUUUUUUUAAGAAAGAGAUCUAGAACAUGGUUGUUGUACCAGAUUCUUUGUCUUACAGUUUAUUUCCAAGUGAAGUUCAAAGUGCUGCUCAUUUCCUUUAAAGCCCUAAAUGAUUUAGGACUAAGGCACUUGAAGGUUGCAUUCUGCCCACCUACAUAGCUCUUCAUUGGAGACCCAGUUCAGUGUUCUACCACCAAGUGAAACUUUUCUGUUGACAAGGCCUUUAUUUUUGUGGCUUUGUAACUCUCUACCCAAAGAGGUGGGUGGUCCUAAUAAAGGCAUUCUCCUUCUGUGGAUUUCUGAUAUUUUUUCUAUGGUUCAAUAUGGCUUAAGAGAGCCAGUGUGGUGUAGUGGUUAAGAGCGGUAGGCUCGUAAUCUGGUGAUCCGGGUUCGAGUCUCCGCUCCUUCGUAUGCAGCCGCUGGGUGACCUUGGGCUAGUCACACUUCUUUGAAGUCUCUCAGCCCCACUCACCUCACAGAGUGUUUGUUGUGGGGGAGGAAGGGAAAGGAGAAUGUUAGCCACUUUGAGACUCCUUCGGGUAGUGAUGAAGCGGGAUAUCAAAUCCAAACUCCUCCUCUUCUUCUUAAUUCUUUUUUUUACAUCUUAAAAAUACUUGUAUGAUGUGCUAUCCCCAAAUCCUUAAAUUUGCGGAGAAAUACCACAUAUGAAUCUUGAAUCAGCUGCUUGCUUUCUCUUGUAUGUCUGUUUCAAAAUCUAGCACAGAAAAAUAUUAUGAAUUGUGCUAGGUGUGUCUGGGCAGGUCAGUCAGACUAUUAAUGGAUGCUCUUAACCUGCCCACUCUCAAACUAUUUUCAGUUGCAUCAGAAUAGCACACAAGGCAUUAUGCAGUAGUAUCUUAGUUUUUAAAUGUCAAGAGGGUGCCUAAUUUUAGGGGGAAAUGAGUUGCAAUUUCAUGCUCUAAACUUUUUUCUGCCUCAAAACAAGUCCUUUGAGGCAUUUUUAAAGUCAACCUGAGUAUAGUAUUGUAUGCCUUAGAAUAACUUUUACUCAGUAACUAUCACCACAGGCUUUCCUUUCCCCCUCUAGCUUUGGACAUGUCCCAAGGAUGCUGAACGUCUAAGGCAACAUUCUUCAGAUUUGGCUGCUGACCCUUGGUCAUGGUUGAACCUGUCUUUGUAUCUCUCUUGGGGGUGGGGGGAUGAUAAGCAGCAAAUGAAGAUUGUAGAUUAUAUUCCUCUUGCUGCCUUCUGUGUAAAUACUCUAUUAUGAUAUAUGCCUCUUUCUCUAUUUUCAGUCAACGUUGUGGAAGCUCUCCAGGAAUUCUGGCAGAUGAAGCAAUCACGUGGUGCUGAUCUGAAAAAUGGUGCUCUGGUGGUUUAUGAGAUGGUCCCAUCUAACAGUCCUCCUUAUGUCUGUUAUGUCACAUUGCCUGGGGGGAGCUGUUUUGGCAGUUUUCAGGUUAGAAUGUGUUAACUAGAUGUUUUGAUUACUUUUUGUUGUGGUGGUCUGGAACUCUGAUCUGGUGGGGUCGAAUAAAAGUUCCUUAGGCUGUAUACAGAUGGAUUUAGUGGAGCAAAGCCAGAAAAUUUCUCUUCAUACCACAACCAUGGCACUAGCCCUGAUCUAGUACAGGCAGCUAGAGAAUUGUCAAAUAUAUCCUGUGGAUAUGAGAGCUGCUCCGUGGUCUGUGUGUGUGUGAUUCAUCAUGGACACAAUCUGGUAGGCACAACAGUUAACGUGAAAUGUGCAUGCAUCUCUUGCAGUGGUGCUAAUUAUGUUUGGGAGGGCCUGAUUAUCCCCAGCAAAAUGGUUCUGGAUUUAAUGGUGACUUACUGGUCAAAAAUGGUGUCUCUUUUUAAGCUCACCUCACCUAGGAGGUUUUGCUUGAUAGAUGCCAUCCAUUCCUUUCAUCAAAAUAUGUGGCCUGUCUGUAUGGGAGUGUUAUCUCAUACGGUGGAUAGCUCAAAACCAAUUUUCCCAUGUGCAGGGGUGUGUAUGUAGAGGCAUGCUUAAGUUUUUUGCCUCUAAUUUCUAAACCAGUGCUACCUGUUCAUACCAGCAGGCAGUCCUUGUUGGGAGCAUCGUUGUGGUGUGUGCAUGUUUGAUUUCUGUUCUGCAAAUGUGACUUAAGCAUGCAAAAAUUGGAAAUAGUGUUGUUUCACACACCACAAUGAUAAAAAAUACUGCCAGUGCUCCUUCAGCAACAACUGGUGGAAAAUAGGCAUGCUGAAUCCUUUCCUUUGGGCUAUUGGAAACAAAAUGGCUAGCUUGUUUUCGGGUGAGGUGCAAAUGGAGGUAGGGGGUGUGGCAAUAGAUAGCACCCAGCAAAACAUCUCCAUACACUAAAAACCCACACAGUUGAGUAACUUGUAAUUUUAUAUUCCAUUUUUACACUUAGCAGGCAGUUUGGGGAAAUCCAAGUUUGGGGGAAAGUGUGGGCUGCCAGUUAGAAGAGCUGGAUGUUAUGUGGAUGGAUACUACAAACACUCACAAACUGAGACACAAGCAGCCUCAAGCCUGCAUUAAACUUUUGUGUGGAUUAUCCCUUAAAGUCCAUCCAACUGCUGUAGUAAAUCAUAAGUCUCUUGAUUGUCCAAGACCAGUGUGUGAAGCAUUAUGGUGUAAGUGCCAUUGUGCCAUAAACUUCAAUAUAUCUUCCUUCCUACCUCAAUUUCAAUAGGUUACAGACUUAACACCCGGAAGUCCAGGGUGGCCCUUACUUUUGGCUGAACCCAGGCUCUGUUUAGUGGGCUUAAAACAGGUAUCCUAAACAAGCAAUCCUGGUUUCUGAACUGCCUACCCACUUAGAGAACAGCAAUGGGUGUUUAGAAUAGGGUGUUCACAGCUUGGUUUUAGCUAAUUAAUUUUGUUGACAGACCCAGCUGUGGUAUUUCCUUCUCCAAAUAAUAUGUGCUGAUUUCAGCUGCCUGUGUAAUUCUUGCAUUGUAGAUGACUGGAGUUUCUGGGUUUAAAGAGCCCGUUCCUAAUGACUUCAGGAUGUUGGAGAGCACCAUGUCAGCAUGCAUAGCUGCAACCUAGUAAUUUGGGGUAGAAAUACAUACUUCAUAGUAUGUGGGAUCUAACUGAUCUUGGCUUUCGUGAUUCCUGUUCUUAAGCAUGCCCUGUUCUUCUGUCUCUGCCCGCCCCCUAGUUUUGUCCUACCAAAGCUGAAGCCAGGAGGAGUGCAGCAAAAAUUGCACUGAUGAAUUCAGUGUUCAAUGAGCAUCCGUCCCGGAGAAUCACAGACGAGUUUAUUGAGAAGAGUGUCUCAGAGGCUCUGGCAUCUUUCAAUGUGAGUGCUUUUCAAAGCCCUGCGGCUAUAAUUGGUGGGGACAGAAUUGCUGGGAAGCAUCACGACUCCAUGGGAAGGGAAAUUCUUUGCAUCUGGAAACCCUUAUUGGCAAGGUUUCUAAAAACUCUGGGAAUGUCAUCAAAAUAAACUGUUAAACACCCACCCAGCCCAUGCUCUCUUCUCUAUUGAAUGCAGAGCUUCUCCCAGUUGCAUUUUUGUUAAUUUGCCCUUGACACUUUCACUACACCCUGUGUGGAAGCUCUCUGGAGUACUAAACUGUUCUAAUUCCAGAGCCAUGCAAAAGCACACCAGAGUUUAUGGGACAGCCUUGAGCAAAUUGCUCUCACCUCACUCUUUUCUCUAUAGUGGGAAUAAAGCUUUUCAGUGUUGAGGAAAAAUAGAAUAAAGAUCCUAAAGUGCUAUGCAAUUGUGAGAUCAUAGGUUUAAUUACACUAGACACCUGUUUAUCUGAAAAUAAAGUUCAUAUAUUUUUGUGUUUGAUAUCUUCUGCAUUAAUUACCUGCUUCCAGAAGGAGUGGCUCCAACUAUCACCCAACCAUUGCUUUUCUGCUGUAAAUUACCAGCAAAAUUAGAACUGCCUUUCUACACAUUUGCUUUUUCUAUGUAUACAUUCUGCUACAUAUAGAAGUAGAGUGCCACAGAGUUCUGUCCCAGGCCUAGUGGUGAGGUUAUGCUCAUUAUAUCUGCAGAUGACACCAAACUGAGUGGUGCUGAAGGCAUCUGCACACCUGUAGAGAUUGUACUACUCUACUGCUCUAUGGGUUGUGGGGGGAGUCCUGACUUUCUGUAGUCUGAGAAUAGAGAAACCACAGGGGGGGAAACAGGGUGACAAUAUUUGGCUGAUGCCCUGUAAAAUGUAUGACAAUUCCUCUCUAAAUGCCUAGUGUAAGCACUCAAUGCUUGAUUAAUAAGACAGCAAAAUGUAUUGAAGUUCAUUGCAUAUCUACACUCUAAACUUUUUGUUGUGUACAUAUUUAAGCACCAAAUAAUCUUAGGAACCAUAAUAUGGUGACUAGUGGGGGUUUGGCUAAAUUGCUAGCCAUAUUCUUGCUGAGCCACAGUUCUAGGGACUGGGAGUGUGAAUGCCUAUUAAACUAGAUGAACUCUGGUUUAGUUAUUUCUGUGUGAGUGUAACUGGAAUGCCUGUUGUGUGGUGUGAGAAAGCUUAUUUGUGAACCAUCAAAUUGAGACGUAAGAGUCAUUCUUAAAUAGCUUGUGUAUCUUUCUUCAGCUGUCCUGCAACCCUAAGAAAAUGGCUAUGUUUACAUGUUAUGCUAAACCAUGGAUUAGUGCUAUGUGUGUGAGCUGGAAUGAGCCUGAGCAAAGCCUUGAGCUUGUGAAUUCACCCUUCCCUCUCUUUUUCGGGUAUGGACAAGAGACAGAGUUUGCCAGUGUUUCAGUUUCUCUUAAUCUCAGUAUUGUCAUAGUUUGUUUAUUUAUAUACAGCUUUCCCCACAAAUACAUUUCACUCAGAGCAGUCCACCAAGACUGCCCUGUCUGAGAAAGAAGGAUGUCUAUUAAACAUCACACCCUUGCUUGUAUCCAAAUGCUGUGGAAAUACCUCUUUAGAGGUCUGUCUGCCCUAAGCUCCUUGAAUGUUUGUCUUUCUUGCAGGGCAAUAGAGAAGAAGCAGAUAAUCCAAGCACAGGCAUUGGUGCUUUCCGCUUCAUGUUGGAGUCAAACAAAGGAAAGUCCAUGUUAGAGUUCCAGGUACUCUUUUUAAUAUGAUUAAUCAUUCCUCCGGGGCCGGCACUACCAUUAGGCAAAGUGAGGCGGGAGGGAGCUGCGGCAAGUUGUUGGGGAAGAAGAGGAGUGUGUGCCAUGUCUGCUACCUUGUCCUAGCCUGUUGCCCUCAGGCCCCGUGGAAGACACAUUCUCAUUACCAGUAUUAAAGUAAGAUUUUUCUGCCAGCCUGAUCAAUCUAUGUACAUGGAAUGAGAGGUAACUCCGCCUUGUACUUUGCCACAGGCAGCAAAAUGUGUUGGGCCAGCCCUUCAUUCCAGCCUUGUGUGCUGUAUGCAUACUGGGACCAGUCAGGCUGCAUUAAAAUAAAAAAAGGCCUAUUAAAUGCAAAGUAGAAAGGGAACCCAAGUGGUUUAGUAAUGCAGUAUUUUUUUCCAGUUCAGACACACACUGCUGAGCAGCAGAGGGCUUAAUUUGCUACAACUCAGGAAGAUUAAUAUUUUAAGACUAACACCUCUGCAGUUAGCUUUAAAAUAGGUACUUAAGGGAUUAAAGCAUGUAAUCAAUUGGGCAGUAGAAUGAAGUGAUAGCUUUUGAAUUUCUUACCAACUCUAAAUCCUCAAUCUUGUGACAAUUUAAGGAAUUUAUGCUUUGUAUUUAUUCUGCUUUUAGGAGGAGAGAAAUUUGUCUAGUUCUGUCACUCCCUCUCCCUCUCCCCCCCCGACCACUUCAGAAUUGUUAAGAGUUGUGAUGGAACACUUAAUUAUUUUUCUGCCUGUUGUAGCAGUUGUAAUGCACUGUGCUAGGUGCUAUAUGAUUUUUCAUUUUCAUUUUAUUGCUUCUUUUAUUUCUUAUUGAUGGUGUUUGAAUUUUGUAGAAUUCACAUUGUAAUACAAUAAAAUGCAGUAUAAGAAAUAAAAGAAGCAAUAAAAUUAAUAAUUAAUAUGAAUAUUUAAUGUGAUGGAUGUGCCGUCCCCCUUCUUCAACCAAAAUCUACAGACAUGCUGUGGACUACCUGAAUCAAGCUUAUGGGCCAUUGGUGGCCCAUGGACCACAGUUUGAGAACCCUACCUCUAGUUUAUACUGUAGUGGGACUUGAAAGCUUAGUGUCUGUGAAUGGCAGAGGUAUCAUGCAGGAUGCUUAAGCAAUUAAACCUUAAAGUGCACUGAUGGAAUGUGAACGUUGCUUAUUGUGUGUCUAGGAAGAAAUCUCUGAUGAUCACUCUGUGCUAGCAGCACACUGAAUAGACAAUAGAGAGACAUUAUGUCAAGGGAAAAUUGGGCCCCAGAGUUUCACUGCUAGGGGCUGGAAUGGAGCCAGAUUUGUUUUUUUCUUUUUCUUUUUGAAGGCAGGUGCCUCAGCCUGUGACUGCAAAUCAGCUUCCCUGGUGCUGAUGUCUCCUUCUCUAGUUAUGAUAACAUUGCAGUAGGUUAGCAGAGCAAGGUUUAUAUUAGUGGCCCUGCUUAUACAGAGUGACUCAGUUGGUUAUGUAUUACCUCCUGCUCUUGCUGUAUUUAUGGACCUGCCUGCCUGCCUACGUGAGGGAGGUUUAUGGGGUAGUUUUUGGCCUGAGGUUCUGCUGGCCUUCAUGCAGUUUUGUAGCUCUAGGAUUCUUAGUGGUACAUGCACAUAGAAGACCCAAACCAUGAGAAUCCCUGACGGUCUUCACAGUCCUUCUGUGUAAGUGUCAGGGUAUUUUCCCAAGGCAGCUGGAAUGGUUCUUCUAGGCAACAGGCUUGCAUUGUCUUGAACUCUAUCAUGCUGCAUUUUUUGCUAGCCUCCUGGGACAUACAAAAGGCCUUUGUAAGAGCUGGGAUUUUCACCCAUGGCGCUGUGAUCCCUCUGCCAUAUGACACUGUUUUGGAGAAAAACAGCUGGGGAACAGUUAAGCUGGCACUCAAUCCCUCUCCCCACCCCAAAUACAAAAACUUAGAACAGAUUUGUGGAGGCUCUUGGCUUUUCUUUUAUUAGGGGCAAAUGCACUUAGUAGAAUUCUGCCAAUAAUUUUGGGUGAUACCAAUUUUUUUAAAAAAUGUUUUUAUUUAUUUUCCAUGGUACAGAACAUACAUUCUGAGAAAACAAUUGUUAUAACAGUAAACAACAAACAACUUGUUCCGAUAUGAUUAUUACAUAGCAUGACAAAAGUCUGAAAAGUUUCUUUUUAUUAUUCUAAAAGAUCAUGCCACAACGCUAUUGACCAUACGCUGGUGUACCAAGAAUUGAAGUUAAGCCCAACAUCUGGCUAAGUGGUCAUAAUUAGGGUAAUCUUGGGUAGACAGGAUAGUAAGACCAAGUAGUGCUAGUGCAUGAUGUAUUUCAGUGGUUUUGUUACAUAUUAAGCUUACUUCUUUGAAUAUAUUUUAAUUAUAUCGCAAAGCCACCACAUAUGGAAAUACGUACUUUUGACUGUGCACCCCCUCCAACAAUUAGGGUUGACUUCCUAAGAUAUUUGGGAUAGCCUCACAGAUGUAUAGUGCCACUUAUGCAGAAGUUUUAAUGAGGAUUCCGAUUUUUGCAUAAACCAAUUUCAACGGUAUCUUGGACCACAAAGCUGUCCACUUUUCAUUUGCUAUUUGUGCUUCUAUGUCCAUCUCCCACAGCGUUUUUGUGUACAAAAGAUUGCUACAUUUUAGGUUUAUUAAAGCUUUAUAAAUUGAGAAAGCUAUACCCUUAGAGAAUGGAGAGGGUUGGGGGACACCAAUUUUAUGUAUUUAUACCCCACCCGUCAAAAUCUUUCCCAGGGUAGUUUACAGACAGUGGUAAUCAUACAAAAGUACUGUAUAAAAUAAUUAAGGCAUACAAUAAAACACAAACAAUCCACAGUCUAAAAGCAGCAUAAAGCUGAUAAACAUGGAUUUAUAAUUCAGAGUUUCAAAGGCCUGGGAAAAGCAAAACAUAUUUCCCUGUUGCCAAAACGACACCAUAGCAGGCAGGCACCCUGUCAGCCUCCCCAGAGAGAACAUUUCACAAAUGGAGCACCACAGUUCUGAAGGCCCUUUUCUCUAGUCACCACCCACUACAUCUGUAAUGAUGGAAGCUUAGAGGAGGGCUUCCAAAUAUGAUCUCAUGCAGUUAAGUUCUUUUAGAGAGGGCAAUCCUUCAUUCUGACUCCUCCCUGUGAAUGGACUGAAAGGAAAAUCCCAACACUUUGGCUAGGGCCUGGAACGGACUGGGAUCCUGCAUGGGUGUCUCUCUUCUUCUCCAGUGCCUGGUCACUGUUAGUGCGCUCACAGCUGUAUUUUGAGUUUCCACACCAUUUUCAAAGGCAGCUGCAUGUACAAUGCUUUUUCAGUAGUCUAAUGGACAAGGCUACCAGAACAUGGUAAACUGAGGCUUGGCCAUCUUGGUCUAUAACAGGUAGCAGCUGGUGCACUAGAACUCCAUGCCACAGAAGCAGGCAACCAGCAACUCCAAUAACAAGUAUGGUUCUAUGAGCAUUCCCAAAUGGUGGUCCUGCUUUAUUAGACAGAGUGCUGCCUAAGUAGAUUUAAGCACCACCUUCAUAGAUGGAUGAACUAUCCAUUGCCAACAACACCUCCAUUUUGUCUGAAUUGACCUUGUUUAUUCACCUUUAUCCAGUACAUUACAGACCCCAGGCAGUGGUCAGUGCUUCCAGAGUCUGAUGAAAAAAAGAAACAGAGUUUGGUGUCAUCCCCAUGUUGACGAUGCCUCGCUCAAUAUUUUCAUGUAGAUGUUAAAAGAGUGGGUGGGUGGGAGCAAGAUUAAGCCUUGUGGGAUGCCUUAGAGCUGAGCCAUAGUAGGAGGUGAAGGUAUCUUUUUCUCUCUCAGAACAUCUAGUUACACUUCCUCUGAGAAGCAUUUCACCCAUCAGUGGACAUCUCUUUAAUUUCCUUCUCUUUGCUUCAUUAGUGUUGAAACAGUGCUUAAAAUUGGACUGCUUUCCUUUGGCAGGAGCUGAUGACCGUCUUCCAGCUGCUGCAUUGGAAUGGCAGCCUCAAAGCCAUGCGAGAAAGACAGUGCUCACGACAGGUAAGCAGAGCUGCAGAUGGGAUUCCUGAACCUUUGGACUGACAAUCCUGUCUUCUGUGUGGGAUUCAUGUGGCUGGCAGUGGAUUCUCCCAAUGCAGUAUGGGAGGGUGAACCCAGGUGUAACCCAUGAGCGUCUUUGUAGUAAAGGCUUUAAUAUGUCGCCACUUGCCUUCAGCACAGGCUGGGUAAGCUUCCCUAUUCAACAGAGUUUAUUUGAGCAUACUCACUUGGGUUGUCAUGGGGCUAGUGAAUUUCCAGGCAGGCACACCAACAAGAAGUGAUUGCCUAAGCUUUCUUGUUGCUCCAGCCCUCACUACUGCAUCUUAGCCAUGUCUAUCUGUGCCAAUCAAUUUCUGUUUGCCCAGUCUUCUUUGAAGUCCCGCUUAAAGUAUGCACCAUCAUCUCAGUGGCAGAUGGGCUGGUCGUAGUGGUUCCUCUGUGGUUGGUCCCUGCUCAUUCCAUUCCACUGCCCUGGUAUUUGGGAGACACUAGUUUCAUCAGUCAAGUGCUCAUCUGCUGAUCUCUCUCUCUCUCCCUCCCGCUAGGAGGUGUUGGCUCACUACUCUCACCGUGCUCUCGAUGACGAUAUAAGAAACCAGAUGGCAAUGGACUGGGUCAAUCGGGAGCAAAAUAUCCCAGGGGCUCUUUCAAGGGAGCUGGCCUCAACAGAGCGGGAAUUGGAUGAAGCCCGGCUGGCUGGGAAAGAGCUGCGGUUCCACAAGGAGAAGAAAGACAUUCUGAUGUUGGCAGCUGGCCAGCUGGGGAACAUGCACUCUUCCAACUGUUGAGAAACCCCAGAGAGCUGUUCUGUUUCCCCUUCCCUUCCCUACACUCUCACUUCACAACCAACUUGCUAAUGGGGUGUGACCUAGAGCUUGUUACAAAAUUGAAGGGGGCAAAAUGUCCAACCAAAUUCUUCUAAUUGGCUUUCAAAUUUUUCUUACGUUAUUAGUCAUGUAACAUGCUGUUUGGAUUUUGGAUUUUUAAGUCUAAUCUGGUUGUAGAUUGUUGAGAUUUGGCAAGUGAAUAACCUGUAUCGCCAAGCAGAUAGAUACACCCACCCCCUACUUUACUUACACACAAACACCAUUUUUCAAUAUACUUCAGCCAGAGAGAAAUAUCUCAAAAUCUGAAUGUUGAAACUUGGUCAGGUUGAGUUUGUUCAUAAUUGAGCUUCAGUUCUAACCUGAAUCACAUCACUUAAAGAGUGUGCACAGAUGCCUCUUUUUGAAGAAUAGGGGCCCAUUUGCACAUUUUAAAAACCUCUUUGCUAAAAAAAAAAUUCUGUAUAGAUUUUAUAAUGUACUUGGAUAUUCUUAGUUAUCUUUUUUCUCUUUGGGAUAGAGAAUUUCUUAUUGAUUCACUUUAGAGCACAUUUUUAAAUGUAGCCUUUUUAGUGUUAAAUAUACUAAUACUCAUUUAGUCCUCAAUUCUAUCCAGGUACUAUACAGUAUUAAGUGGAAAUGUAGCAUUGCCAAGAGGAUACUAGUUUUGCCAUGGAUAUAAGGCAUAAACUGUAUGUUAGGCAAAUGUAUUCCUGCAGUUUAUGUAGUUUGAUACACUCCUUUUCCCCUUGCCACCUGAUAAGCACAGCACUUAAAACACACCUCUUCACUGCUCUCGAACUACUAUUAAGGUUUUUAUUUAGUUGGUUAAUGGCAUCUUGUUCUAGCUGGUGUCUUGAUUGCAAGGUUCCACAGAGUUUGAGCAGUUCCCUAUUGCUGCAAGGGAUGGGGUGUAUCUCGUCAUAGUGGCUGCAUUUGCGCAUCACUGUGUAAACCGUAGUUAAUGGCUGGCUGUCAUGUCACUCCUCCCCUAGCACAAGUGGGAGCAACAAACCACAAUCUCUGACAUAGCGUUACAUUUGAACCAGAGAUACUGGGUUGCUUUUCUCUCUCAUAAGUAAAAUACAACUCAUCUAGUUGCGCUUCAUGAAUGAAUUGCGUUCAUGCUUGAGUCGCUUAAAGGAGCUUUCCAGGUUGUAGAGAUUUGAGUUCACUGUGGGACAUUCCACGCCAAAUCACCUGGUGCCAUGUGCUCUCACGACUCAGAUUUUCUUCAAAAAAAUUUUAUGUGUAGAUACCUAUGAGAUAACCUCAAAUUAGUAUUUUAAGAUUUUUUUGAUCCAAAAUUGGGCGCAGGAGAAUUUUUGACAUUUUUGAUUUUCGCACAAUUUAGGCUAAUGCACUUUCUGCAUUAGUUUAGAAAAAACCUCCUGUUUUGCUUAUUUUUCAACCGAUUGGGCUUAUUUUGGUAUCAAAAUAAAGCUAAUUGUGGCCUCUUUAAAAAUAAGGUAUAAAAAUGGUAUCAGGUGCCACAGAAAAGGGUCACCAACCAUCCAAAGUGAAUUUUUGUCAUUUUACUUCUGGUAGGUUCAAUAAGCCAUAGCGCGCAAACCACAACUGACACGUGUAUCAAUCUUGAGUCGUGAGAGCAUGGUUGAGUGUUAAAAUCAGGUGAUUUGGUGUGGAAUGACUCCUUUAUAAUGAAUCUUAAUGAUGAGCUCCCAGCCUUUGGCAUUUUAGUCUCUCUCUGCUUGCCUCUUGCAGGGAAGGAAGAUAGAUGACGUGUUGUUGCUAAGGUGCUCAGCUGAUUUAAAAGAAAAAGCCCUGACUCAUUUUCUUUCCCUGCUAGCUUCAGCUUCUUGAUGAAUGCAGAAUCAUAGCUGCCAACGUUUCCCUUUUUAUAAGGGAAAUUCCCUUAUUCCGAAUAGGAUUCCUCCCAAGAAAAGGGAAAAGUUGACAGCUAUGUGCAGAAUCCUUUGAUUGGGUUGCAGAUACCAUAGGCUUAUCUUGAGUCAAAGGGGGAAGCACUACUUUGUUGUUAUGGUUGUGUUUGACCUUCAUAUCAGAGCGCUGGAUUCAGUUGGUGCCUCAGAGGGGUCUACUUCCAUGAUUUGCUUCUGUGAACUGUGAUGUGUGCAGUCCACAAAUCAUGCUAUUUUGGUUCAUUUCCAAUCGAGCAGCCUCCUGUGUCUUGGGAGACUGCAUCGGCAGAGUGCUCUGUGAGUUAGCCUGUCACACAAUAGCUAGAGCUACUUGUUUGUAAGUGAAGAACUGUGAUUGUGCAGCUGCAAGGAGAAAUGCCUCUUUGUUUGAGCAACAUUAGAAAGUUACAAAAAUUUGUAGAAUACAAACUUUAUAUAUGUAUGCACUUUUAUAUAAAAAAGAGAGACUGAAACUAGGAGCAGGACUCUUAAAUAGCAAUACUGACUAUGUAUAUAGAGAAAGUUGCUUGAAGCUUCCGAGACAGAAGUGCUCUGCAGAUCACGUGUAAUAUGAGGGAAAGCUGAUGUAGAUGUAAGGGGGAAUCAUGUCAGCCACCCAGAAGCCAAGAUCACUCAUCUGCACUGUGAGGAGAGCAUUGCGUGUUCUGUGUCUGACUUUGUCACAUCUGCCUGGUAAAGAACUGCCUUCCAAAGCACACCCUUAAGAUUUGGGACUAAGACAGUAUCAUGAACUAGCAAAAUGUGAUGUUUAAGGAUUAAAGGGGGGAAAUAAAAUAGGUUACAGAGGAGGACUAGGCCUCUCAAGAGUGCUGUGUUGUGACACUUUUGAAUAAUCUUCCUGAUUAACAGUGCAAUCUAAGGAAGUCCUGUUGAGUUCAGUGGGGUUUGUUCCCCUUUAAGUGGGUACAGGAUUGUAGCUCUAAUUGAGCUUGCUUGAGAUAAUUUUGUUACCACCUAACACUUAAAUAUCCUAAGUUGAUACAGUAACAGUACUACUUCCAAUUUUCAGUGCGUAAUUUGAGGUGAAAUUGGGGUUAUAAUCUACUUUAUUGUGAACACAGAACUAGGGGGUGACAGUUACUUCCAGGUUGAUGCUAAAUCCAGUGGAAUCUUUUGUGUACAUGGCAUUGACUUUAUUUUUAAAAUUGCGUAAGGAAAAUAGCAGUAGUGGUGAUUCUGACUCGGAGCUUUAUGUAGUUUACUUACGGGAGGUGGGAAGCUAUCCAGAAGCACAACUGUAGGACUGUGUGACUGGGGAAGGGGAGUAUUGGGCUAACAUUAGUGCCAUUUUGAGUGUUUCCUACCCCAGAUUUUCAGGGUCUGACUUGUCAUCAGACCUGUUGCACCUUAACCCAUGUGCAACAGCAUUCCUGUAGCCUUGGGAUUAAUUGUCAUGGUUACACUUUAAAAACACUUCACUAUUUACAGGGUAGAAUAAGAGUUUAAUCAGAACAUCCUUGAUGUUGCCUUUCUGGUCUUGACAUUGGGCAUGGAAGAUUAUUUGUAGCUGGAGGGAAUGAGGAGAGGCAGAAGACAGAUAAUGCAAGGCAUUAGCUUACCCUUACUGUGAACAAAGAUCUUGGAACCCAUUGAUUCUUUCUACUGAAAGGGAAAAUAGCCUGGCUUCCUGCAACACCAUCCUGGAAGUCAUUUUGUGUUAUAAUGUGUUUAUAGUAAUUCUUCUAUCUCAGAAGAUAAUCUUCCAGGGUAUUGUCACCAGGAAUGAUGGAGCUAGAUGACCUGUGCACUCGGACUAUAUUUUAACUAGAACAUGCCCUUGAAUUGUUCCUGCCUUGAUCAAUUUGCCUUGUUCAGCACUCAAAGGGCAAAAGACAUUUAGUAGAAAAACAGUCUCAGCGCUGACAGCUGUAUAUAGCAACACAUGGUUUGUGAUAGUAUUGUUGAGUCCUUUUAUACAGUAAUUAAAACUGACAGGCCCUUGCUUAUAAUUGUAUCUUAUAAGAGAUUGGUACAAAGUGAAAUUGCUGUCUGGGGCCCGAGAGCCACAAAAUAUUUGAACCAACGUCAGCAGGUAAAACACCAGAUUGCUUCCCCAAGGUUUUUUGUAACUUUCACAUGCAUACCAAUCCUCACAACUGGCAUCUGGGUCCUAAAAGAAUGGUAGUUCUGCAAAAUGUGGGUGAGGAGAAAGGGGUGUGUCAGCUGUUAAUGCACUUCUGUGUCCUUUGUGUGCUGCUUAGGAAUGCAGUUGUAUACAGGAAUAAGAACUUGGUGCUUCAGGAAGUGUGGGUAGGAUGCUCUGAAUUGGGCAUUAGAAGCUGAGGACAAGACACACACAGAGAGGGAUCCAAGUUAAGUCAUGACUAAGCUGGUUUGUUGGUUUCAAGUAGACAUACUAACUUAGUCUAGAUACAACUCUAUGUGUACAGGAUUAUUUUCCACCUGGCAAUCACCUUACUGAAGCUGAGGGCCUUUAGUCUCUUAGCCAGAUGGUGUAUAAGCAGGUGUAUAGUCCUUCAGUGAGGCUUUGCAGUCAGACUUCCAAACAGUUACUUCAUAACUGUGGGAACUCAGACUACCACUCUUAGAAAGGGAGAAUAGACAAAGGGCUGCAGAAGAUAUGUGGAGAUGGUAGUUGUUCCAUAGGGAGCUCAAGAAGUGGCAUUAUUUUGGCCUCCACACUAUGUCCAUUUGUAUACCUGAAAUAAUAAAUCAGUCUUGUCCUUUAUAUAUAUAUUUUUAUAUACAGCUUUGUUUACACAAUAGUAUUAAUGUUGAAAUGCAUUUAUAAAGUUGGCUUAUAAAUAAUCCUUUGACAGUUUGUAUAUGAAUGUCUCACUUGCCUCACUUACUACUUUCUAUUAGAAACAAACUAUGUACAGGGUUUGAGUUUUUCCUUUCCAAACAUGUGGCUCUUGAAUUUUCCUUGCGGAGAGACCUGCCUACAGAUGUUUGCCUCUGGGCAGGCCCCAGCUGUCACCUAUAACCUGAUUCCCCACAUCCCCUCCUUUUGGUGCUGGUUUUCUGAAUAAGCUGCCUUCCUCCUCAUCCUCCUCUUCAUUCAAUAUUUCUACUGUCCAGGUUUUCAAUGCUGUUUUUUUCUAGUUCAGAGGUUACUGUACCUAAAAUAGUUCUACAUACUGUCUGCCUUUUCUUUUACUAUAAGCGAUAAAGUCCAGUACUUAAUUUUGUAAUGCCUAAUUUUAUACAAUAAAAUAGCAUUUUUUUG